This is a messenger RNA of Moesziomyces aphidis, 795 nucleotides long. The record is from the annotation of a GenBank genome assembly. Lineage: Eukaryota; Fungi; Basidiomycota; Ustilaginomycetes; Ustilaginales; Ustilaginaceae.
AUGUCGUUCGUCCGGUCUCUUCGAGCAGUACCUCUGCGAGCACUACGCACCACGCCGCCUUUGCUGCUAUCUCGAAGCAUGACUAGCUAUCAGCACACCAUCCUGCACCGCACGCAUCCUUCGGUAGCGCAGCUGGUGACCGAGCUACACGCGCAGUCGGAGCAGCAGGAUGCGCAGGGCACGGGCAUCUCUUCGCUCAACUCGCAGGAGGUGCAGAAGCGCGACUUUAGCAGCUUCAGCCACAAGAUGAUCGCGCUCGAGCAGGACAAGGCGGAGCUGAUCUAUGCGGUGCUGCGCAACAAGAAGGCGACGCGCAUCUUUGAGGCCGGCACCUCGUACGGCGUGUCGACGAUCUAUCUGAUGAUCGCCUCGCAAGCCGCAGCUGCCGCCGCUUCGGCCGAAAAGCCGAUGGUGUGGGGCACGGAGAAGGAGGAUCACAAGGCGGAUGCUGCGGUGGCCAAUGUCGCUACGGCGCUAAAGCUGCCUAAGGGCACGAGUGAUAUCCCCGGCUUCACAAUGUUGCGAGGCGACAUCCUGGAGCAGACUCGAAGGUCCAACAUCGAGAAAAACAGCCUAGACGCUGUGCUGUUUGACAUCUGGGCCGAACUGGCGCUGCCGACGUUCAAGCUGCUCGAACCUUCGCUCAAGGCGGACGCGGUGCUGUUCAUCGACAACUGGCUCACCGGCGUCGAGAUCGGCACGUAUACGGCGUUCAAAGGGUAUCUCGAGGCGCAAGGCUGGUACGUGGCUGCGAUGCCCUUCAAGAAUGGACUCGGCAUGGCCGCUCGGGUCUAG